AUGAGAUUGAAAACUCAUAACAGUACUCCAGGAGCGAAAAAAGGAAAAGAAGCAGGAUUAAAGAAGUGGUUGUCAGAAGAUAAGAAUAAAGAAUAUUCCAAAAAAGAUUGUUUCAACAUAUACACUAAGGUAAUACAUACUGAAUUAUCUCACAAAUUACAUUUCAUAGAAUUUGAAAUUGUAGAUAAAAACAUUAGGGAGCAGAUUAGUCAAAUUAUUCAUAAAAAAAUUAUUAGACAACAGGAAAAAUUAAAAUCACUUACUUUUAAAAAAUCCAUAAUACCUAAACAAAAAUCAGAACAGAACACAAAUAAAAUAUCGGAUCAUACAUUUUUUAAAAGAUUUGUUAACUUAACUACCACAAAUUUCUCUGAUCCAGAACAAUAUCUAAUAGAAAAAGGGUUUAAACACAACAUCGCACCUAAGAUAAAUACUUCGAACUUAGAAAUUUUGGGAAUAGAAACAGAAAUCGCUUUAAAAGAUUCAUAUAAUACUUUGUCUCACAAAUAUCAUACAGCGAAUAUAAUUGAAACACAAUUUUUACGUAAUAACAAUUCAAAUCAAGACAAUGAAGUGCAAAGGUUUGGUAAUUUAGAUCCUUCAACUGUAAUUUACAUAGACGGCUACAAAACUGAAAAAUAA
Psylliodes chrysocephalus is the source of this 642-nucleotide messenger RNA. The record is from the annotation of a GenBank genome assembly. NCBI's taxonomy places the organism in Eukaryota, Metazoa, Arthropoda, Insecta, Coleoptera, Chrysomelidae.